UCAAACGCAUUUUCCAGAUGCGAAAAUACCAAAACACGGAAAUAUUUCAUCAUCAUACACACGGUAGUUUUCAGUGAAAAUCGGUGUGACAGUGUUAUCUAAUCAUGUCCGCCUCCACAAUGGCAAUGAAUUCCUUAGAAAAUGACGAUUCCUUCGUAAUUUUGGGAUCAAGUCCUCCGCAGUCCUUUUUAAUGGAAAAGUCAACGAUUGGCACUUCGAUGAGUCUCAUUCCAUCGCCUACUCCGCAAGCAGUUUCAAUUCAACCGGAAAAUUCCCCGAAGAAUUCCUUGCAAAAUGGCGCAGUUGGUGGACAAGAAAACAAAGAAAAAAGUUUUCAAGGCCAUUCAACGAGUACAAAGCCGGUUUCGUUGGAUAAAAAUUUCGCUACAAAAGUAAUUCUCGGUCAAAUUGACCCAAAAUCGAUGCAAUCGAGUCUUUUUGAGCAGUUUCCAAGUUUAAAUGCGUCGCAAGUGCAAGUUGAUGACAUCAUGAAAUUAUCAUGCCUCGUAGAGGAACAUCAACAAUUGAAAGAAAACUUGGAAAAGACAAAUGUGUCGAUGCGACGUCAAUUCACGGUGUUGCAAGAAUGGCAAGAUACCGUCAAGCGACGUCUCCGUGAGAAAAAUGACGAAAUCGAGAAACUCAAGAAGGACUUAACAACCAGUCAAAACACAAACGAUCGCUUAACGCAAGACUUGGCAGAGCUAAAACACAAAUACGAUGAAACUGUGGCGCAAUUUUCCGCCUUUCAGGUUUCCGCAAAGAAGGAAAUUGCCGAUAUGACAAUGGCCGUAUCGGAAAAAGACGCGAUUAUCAAGAAUAUUCAUGCGGAAAAUGAGCGUUUGCAGUUGGAAAAGGCAGAUUUUGUCGUUUUGAAGAACAAUAAGCCGGAACCCGCUGUUGAUCCAGUGGAUUUUGUGCGAAAAACUGAACAUGAGGCGAAAAUGCGGGAGAUGCGACAUCAAUUGAACGAAUUGGCAGCGAAAAAUUUGGAAUUUGAGGACAUGAGGAAGACAUAUACGGAUGAGUUGAGCUGCUUGAAAGUUAAUUUGACGGCAGCGGAGGAACUACAUCGCGAUAUGAGAGAUACGAUAACGACACUGAGACUCAGAGAUGAUGAAACGCGCAAGAGGAUGGAUGAAACGACGACUCAAUUGCAACAAAUGCAGGACGAGAAUGCACUUUUGAAGGUUCAGGUCGAAGUGUAUCAAAAAGACUUUUUGAUGGAACGUGAAGCACGUGAAAAAUUAGUGACUGAAAAGGAAAACAUCUUGUCAGAGCUUCAAUUGCUAAAAAUGAGGAACAAACAAUUGAUUGAUCAUGAGCAAGAAAGACUUUCAAACGAAAAUGGCGGCCCAUCAACGCCUCAACAACCCCCAACUGACUCAACAUCGACUGGAGCAACCCGAAAAUCAAAGUCAAAAAGCCCUGAAUCCGAUUCUCUACCCAUCCGAUACAUCUGUCCCGUGUGCAAUCACGAACUGAAAACAUUACGACUCCUCGAGCAACACAUCGACAUUUGCUUGAAGGACUAA
Messenger RNA from Culicoides brevitarsis, 1535 nucleotides. RefSeq names its product NF-kappa-B essential modulator (gene key). Gene Ontology annotation, cellular component: cytoplasm; nucleus. Gene Ontology annotation, biological process: regulation of canonical NF-kappaB signal transduction. The coding region runs from base 105 to 1535 and encodes 476 amino acids. The transcript is spliced from 4 exons. NCBI's taxonomy places the organism in Eukaryota, Metazoa, Arthropoda, Insecta, Diptera, Ceratopogonidae. The record is from RefSeq and is a predicted model, not a curated record. Gene Ontology annotation, molecular function: K63-linked polyubiquitin modification-dependent protein binding.